Molecule: messenger RNA, 598 nt
Organism: Plectropomus leopardus (leopard coralgrouper)
Lineage: Eukaryota; Metazoa; Chordata; Actinopteri; Perciformes; Serranidae
Source: RefSeq, a predicted model, not a curated record
UGACUCACAUGAUCAGAUGUGUCUCUGUGUGUCUCAGCUCUGGUGUGGGACGUACUGGCGCCUUCUGUCUGCUGUAUGCGGCGCUGCAGGAGCUGGAGGCGGGAAAUGGGAUCCCGGAGCUCCCUGUGCUGGUGAAGAAGAUGAGACAGCAGAGGAAGAAUAUGCUGCAGGAGAAGCUCCACCUCAAGUUCUGUUAUGAAGCUGUGUUGAAGCACGCUGAACACGUCCUGCAGAGACACGGCAUUGCCACUGCCGCCGCCGCCGCCGCCGCCGCCACCACCAUCUGCAGGAACACCAACUCUGCAGCCACAAAGGUCAGACUGACUCUCAGGUUAACCCUUUCACUGCAGAGAAACACAAACAGCCCAAAAUAGAAACUUCCAUCACCGCAGGCAUGAAGUAUGUAAAAGAAAAGUAUGUUGGAAAAAAAACUUUAAAAAAGUCUGUGUAGUAUGCUGAAAAAAACAACAAUAAAAGUCAUAGUGUAGUAUGUCGUAAAAAUACUCGCGUAUAGUAAGUUCAAAACAAGUCGUUAAAUAUAUUGAAAAAAAGCCCAAAAACCUCAUGUGGUAAAGAGUUUUUUAAAAAGUCACGGUAU